This is a messenger RNA of Aspergillus ibericus CBS 121593, 1477 nucleotides long. RefSeq names its product RMD1 family protein. Gene Ontology annotation, biological process: positive regulation of mitochondrial translation. The record is from RefSeq and is a predicted model, not a curated record. The transcript is spliced from 2 exons. The coding region runs from base 104 to 1405 and encodes 433 amino acids. Lineage: Eukaryota; Fungi; Ascomycota; Eurotiomycetes; Eurotiales; Aspergillaceae.
GCCUCGUCAUGGCAUUAGUCCAUACUAAUGAUAUCUACGGUUGAUUAGGGCCUUUGGUCAAUUGUUUCUGUUUCGAUUCCCUGCGCCUACGGAUUGUGCGACUAUGUUCGCCAGACCGCAUGCUCUGUCUUUGCGGCAUUCGGCCGUUAGGCUCUUCCAACAGCCCCGGAGCCAAUAUCUUCAUGCCUCUCCUCCAUUGAGCUAUCCUCGACGAAAGGACUUCUUCUCAUCCAAUGCAUACCUUCAUCAGAAGCAAUCCAGAAAUGGCGACGCAGCCGAGGAGGUGUCCCUGGAGACCCAGAAACAGCGGAAAAGAAGCAAUCGGUCGCCGGCCGCAUCGACGUCAUUACGGAGAGUCGCAGUGGAGGCACAACGGUCUAAGGAUGGGAUUUUGUCCAAAGCCCAGCUCCGAGAGCAGGGGCUCUAUCAGACUAAGACCGUAACAGCAUAUGCCGUAGCUGAACAAUUCAACAUCCGCAAAGUCAGGGAGAUCUUGCAGGAAAGAGGCUACGAGCCGGACCCCUACGAAACGGGCCUGUACCCACAAGUUGUCCAUGUUCAAGUGCCGUUAGACUCAAUCCGCCGCCAGAGCAAUCCGAACACCCUGGAUCUGUCCCCGAACGAAGUGGGCGAUGUGUUUGUCUUCCCAUCGGGUACCGUCGUGGCAUGGGCAUUGCCCGAAGGAUUUACUUCCUUUUUGGCAACCAGGACGUUACUACCCGCGGCUGAGGGAGCCCACCUGGAUGAUUUAGAAACAGAAGACCUCGAAUAUGUCGAAGAUCCUCAACGAGAGAACAGCAGCAUCAAAGGCGACACGAUCAUUCUCGGGACCAAGCCGGGCAUUGAAGCGCUCGACUCGCACCUAAAUACCCGGCAAUCUGUAGAUACGGUCCUCACAAAAGUGGCAUUCUCGUCGGGACUGGCUCGCAGUACCAAACUAGCUGUUCUCGAGUCCCUGCUAUCCAACUACUUUGAGUCUACUAGAGCCAUUCCUACGCUUCUAUCAAAGGGCUCCCGUCUUCCAUUUACGAGGGAUUUCAUUCUUCGCAAAACGGGCCAGCUGCUCAGUGUACGUGCGCAGCUGAACCUAUACUCGGAGCUCACCGAUUCUCUGCCUGACAUUUUCUGGGAUAGUCGUCAUGAGCUGGGACUAGAAGGAUACUAUGAACAGGUAGGAAGAGCGCUUGAUGUUGGGAUACGCAUCAAGCUCCUGAACGAGAAGAUGGACUACGCACAGGAGAUUGCCAGUGUUCUCCGGGAGAGGCUGAGCGAAACACAUGGACUCCGGCUCGAGUGGAUUAUCAUCCUACUCAUUGCGGUCGAGGUAGGAUUCGAAGUUCUGAGACUCUGGAAGGAGCGCCUCCAUGAACAAGAAGCCGAGAGCAAACAAGUUGAGGGGCAUUAAAUCCUUGAGCGAGGCCGCCAUCUCUACUCAUGUAUAUAUCGCAUUUAUGGAGUUUUGAAUAUGAUACCCCAG